This is a messenger RNA of Cavenderia fasciculata, 1332 nucleotides long. RefSeq lists its product as uncharacterized. The record is from RefSeq and is a predicted model, not a curated record. Lineage: Eukaryota; Evosea; Eumycetozoa; Acytosteliales; Cavenderiaceae. The coding region runs from base 1 to 1332 and encodes 443 amino acids. Gene Ontology annotation, molecular function: protein binding. The transcript is spliced from 3 exons.
AUGAAUCCAGAAUUUAGAAAGAAAUUUUCAUAUGAGAUAUCUGAAUGGAUGCGGUACAAGUUGAUGAUUAUAUUUAAUGAAAUGAACAUGGUGAUCACAAAUAAUAAUAAUAAUAAUAUUACAUUUAUUAAUUUGUUUAGGUUAACAGUUAUUAAAAGAUUAAUAUUCAAUCAUGUUAGAGACAUAUCGAUAUAUAAACAAGGUGUUGGUGCAAGAAGACAUGGAGGACAUGAAACACAAUCACUAAAAGGAAGUGAUAUUGUAAUGUUACCAGAUUUUGGUAUGAUCUCUAGAUUUGCAAUGACAUGGGACUUUAUCAAACAUUAUCUACCCGACAAUGAUAAAGCAGUUGAUAUUAAUAUCAAGAUGACAAUGAAAACAAGAGGUAAUGCAAUCAGUCACUAUUGUAAACAUACAAGAUCAAACUUGGAAACUCUCAUACAUCUGAUUGAUGAUUGGUCACCUGAUUUUGAUCCAAACUCUUAUUGGGGUAUAGUAUCAUCGUUGGCAAGUAAUAAUCGUUAUGAUAUAUUGGAAUACCUUAUCAAGAAGUACCCAAACAUUGGAGUGUUUAAUGCAAUGGAAAGUGCAGUGGUCAGUGGCAGUCUACCAAUCGUUCAACUAUUACAAUCUUUCAAGAAACCUGCACUCAAUACUAUAGUCAAUGCAAUCAAUAUAGCUGCAGACUAUGGUCAUCUCAAUGUAAUCACUUAUUUGCACGAAAUGAAUAAUAAUUCAAAUAUUGGCAAAUCAAAUUAUUAUGAAACUAGUACUAUUGCAAGUUCAAAAGGUCAUUUACAUGUUUUAAAGUUUCUACAUGAAAAUGGGUAUCCAUUCUAUUACGAGGCAAUGGACAAGGCAGCUGCAAAUGGUUAUAUAGAAAUUGUAAAGUUUCUACAUGAAAAUAGAUCAGAAGGAUGUUCAAAACAAGCAAUGGAUAAAGCAAAUAGUUUAGAGAUGAUUCAAUAUCUUCAUACACAUCGUACAGAGGGAUGCUCAAAACAAGCUAUGGAUAAUGCUAGUGGAUGUGGUAAAUUGGAUGUCGUUAAAUGGUUACAUGAGAAUAGAAGUGAGGGUUGUAGUACUGGUGCAAUGGAUCAUGCAAAAACCUUUGAGAUUGUUCAAUAUCUUCAUACACAUCGUACCGAGGGAUGCACAAAAGAAGCCAUCGACACUGCUUCAUUGAUUGGUAGAUUGGAUACAGUAGAGUUUCUUCAUUUCCAUCGUACUGAAGGUGCAACUAAAAGAGCAAUGGAUUGUGCUGCCUACUCUGGCCAUUUAAAUAUUUUACAAGUACCCUAUCUAUCUAUCUACCCAUGUCAAAUUAAUUAA